AUGGCUGCUGGAAAGGAACACUCGCGCUCAGUUGGCUGGAUCGUGGAUAUGGGCUACGAUUUUCCAGCGCAUGUCCGAGACCUGAUUGCAAGCUGGGAUACGCAUUGCGUCUUUAGGGAGGACCCGGACAGGCAAACCACCAAGGGCUGGAACGGCUACGAGGCUAAUGAGAAGAGAGUCUUCAAGUACCUUACGCCGAAAAUCCGUAUCGGCCCCCAGUCACUUACGCCGGAGCUAGUCCUUUCAAACACGUUCCAUAUGUCAUGCUCUGCAGACAGGUGCUAUGACAUAGUGCAAGGGAUACUUGAAAGGAGGCGCGAGUUAAGUGAGGAACACAAGUUGGAACUACGACGACCAAUAUUUGUCUGGGAGCCAUUCCCAGAUUCCUGUCGUCCCGAGGAGCUCUCGGGGUUUUACGAGGUCAUUCGUCAUGUAGACGUGGUGAGCCCGAACGAGCUUGAGAUGGGAAGCUACUUUGGCAAUUCCUCGUGGCACGUUGACAACCCUAGGGACCAAGAGCUAUCUCGAUCGGUUGUCCGGUCGGGUAUCGGGAUAGACGGAAACGGGGUACUGGUGGUGCGGGCCGGACGAGAAGGAUGUUAUGCCUUUUCUCGGGGCGACCAGCUGGCACUGCCUGCAUAUCUGAACUCGAGAGUAGUAGAUCCCACCGGUGCAGGAAACGCGUUUCUGGGAGCCCUCUGCCAGGUCCUCGCGGGGUCCAACCAGGCUCCCAUUAAAGCAGCCCGCGAAAUCAUGGAUGAAUCGGAGGACUGGAGAGCAGCUUGCGUCACAUGGGAUGACAGGGAGAACGUCCUGGCUGGACUGAUAUGCGCCACAGUCGCAGCUAGCUAUGUAAUCGAGCAAGUAGGCGUCCCUGUCCUAAGCUGCUCGCCCGAAGGCGAGGAAUACUGGAACGGCACGAGUUAUGUUGCGCGGACACCGUUAGAAUAUUUUGGUCCCAAUGUAUGCUUCGUAGGUGCGUCCAUACCAUCGGCUGGGGAAGAAACGGCCUGGCUCUGGGAACUUGUUUCGGAAUUCGUGCUCCGCGCUGUAGUUGAAGAGCAAUGCGGCAAACCCGAGGGCGGUAGUGCCGAUAACGAACGUAUUGAACUUCCAGUUGGAGGGCUGAGCGUACCAGCCGCCCGCGGGCGACCAGACCCGGGGAACCGCCAAUUGGACGGUCGAGACGGCAGAGAGGGCAAAGAGAGCAGCGAGCGCACCGGAUCUUUGGACCUCCACCCAUUUUCAAAGCUGUGCGGCCGGACAACGAGCGCGAUGUGGUGUAUCUGCGUGCAAAGGAGUGCGAGAUGUCUCUCCUCCGUGGCCGCGCCAGUCGUUCCAGACCAUGACCUUCCUCCUCUCUCCCACAACAUUCGAACUCCAAGCCCGCCGCUCGCAUCUGCAGUGGAUUUCAUAGCUUCGCCAAAGCUUUCGUCACUCCAUGCUCGACUCUCGUUACCAGAGCGACUACCGCUCCAAACGCUGGCUCGCACCCUAAUCGAUGCCUCCGCUGACACCUCGACUCAAUUUAACAACCAUUCCUUCUCCGUCCUUGGUAAUGACCUCCUCUCAUACUACACCACCGAACAUCUCAUCUGCCAAUACCCACGGCUCCCAAUGUCGGUACUCUGGACAGCAUUGUACGCAUACAUAGGGCCAAAGGCAUUGGCUGUCGUGGCUCGUGAAUGGGGCGUUGAGCACGCAGCCGAGCCAGGCAGCGAGGUUGAUCCUGCCUACCUCCAGUUCAGGAUAGCGGACCAGGAAACAUUAGAUAAGGAGAGCGAACAGGUGCCUCCGGGCAUAUCCCGCGCCCCCUUGCCCGGCGAGAAGUUUAGGCGAGGGCUAGGCUCGCUGUUUGUAAACGACAGCGAAUUCACCGAGGGUCGUGACUUCAAUCCAAACUCCUACGGCGACCCCAUCACACCAACACAGGCCUCUGCAAACUUCGUCCGUGCGUUGAUGGGUGCCAUAUACCUCCACGGAGGACGGCCUGCCGCGAAGACCUUCUUCGAAGAACACUUCAAGACCCGCCAAUUACCAAUUGCUGAUCUCUUUGGUUUCUCGCAGCCCACACGCGACCUCUCAAAACUGUGCAAGCGCGAAGGAUUCGAGGCUCCCGUGGCCAAGAUUAUCAGCGAAACGGGUCGAAUGAGCAGACACCCUGUGUAUAUCGUCGGCAUCUACUCCGGCAAGGAUAAACUCGGCGAAGGAGCUGGUGCAAGCUUAUCUGAGGCUCGCGUCAGGGCAGCCGUCGCCGCGUUGAAGAGUUGGUACCUCUACAGCCCACUCAAUGCCAGAGUCCCCAGCUCAAUGGAAGAAGAGGGCGCGCAGCCAUGGAAACGAGCACACAUCGAUCCGGGAGAGAUCAUUGUUUAA
This is a messenger RNA of Arthroderma uncinatum, 2376 nucleotides long. RefSeq lists its product as uncharacterized. The coding region runs from base 1 to 2376 and encodes 791 amino acids. Gene Ontology annotation, biological process: RNA processing. Lineage: Eukaryota; Fungi; Ascomycota; Eurotiomycetes; Onygenales; Arthrodermataceae. The transcript is spliced from 5 exons. The record is from RefSeq and is a predicted model, not a curated record. Gene Ontology annotation, molecular function: ribonuclease III activity; double-stranded RNA binding.